AUGCGUGGCUUGUGUUUCAGUGUAAUCAUAGUUAUGAUCAUAUUGGCACAUUAUUGCCAAUGUGGAGAAUCAUCAAUCUCUAGCCUUGGUGUGAACUGGGGAGCUCUGGCUUCUCAUCCAUUGGACCCAGGGAUUGUGGUUCAGAUGCUGAAGGACAAUGGGAUCAAGAAGGUGAAGCUGUUCGAUGCAGAUUCUUGGACUGUGAGUGCAUUUUAUGGGACAGAUAUACAGGUCAUUCUGGGAAUUCCCAAUGAUCAAUUGCAAAAAAUUGCUCAUAAUAGCAGAGAUGCUGAACACUGGGUCAAGGAAAAUGUCACCAAGCAUCUUCAUGAUGAUGGGGUCAACAUCAAAUACGUAGCGGUUGGAAAUGAACCAUUCCUCUCAAGUUACAAUGGAAGCUACGUGAAGGUGACAUAUCCAGCAAUGGUGAAUAUUCAGAGCGCUCUAGAGAAAGCUGGUCAUGCAGAUACAGUGAAGGUCACUACACCCAUGAACGCCGACGUUUACGAGUCCUCCUCCAACAAGCCGUCGGACGGACAAUUCCGCGACGACAUCUCCGGCGAGAUAAAACAGAUAUUGAGCUUCCUCAACGACAACAAAUCACCAUUCAUGGUCAACAUAUACCCUUUCCUUAGUCUCUACCAAGUCGCAGGGUUCCCUGGAAACUUCGCAUACUUCGACGAUAACGCCAAACCAAUCAGCGACGAGAACAACGUUCAAUACACUAACGUGUUCGACGCAAACUUCGACACUCUCAUUUACGCACUGAAAAAAGUAGGAUUUCCUAACCUGAGCAUCCAAGUAGGUGAAGUAGGAUGGCCAACAGAUGGUGAUCACACUGGCAAUGCAAACCCUAGCAACGCACAGAGAUUCUACAAAGGACUUAUGAAGAAGGUGGCGAACAAGAAAGGAACCCCACUUCAUCCUGAGCCUACAGAGAUGUACUUGUUCUCUCUUUUUGAUGAAGAUUUGAAGAGUAUAGCGCCAGGAAGCUUCGAGCGUCACUGGGGGAUUUUUCGCUACGAUGGAAGACCAAAGUUUCGUAUAGAUUUUUCAGGUGAAGGAGAAGAUAAGUGGCCUGUAGGAGUGAAAGGAGUGAAGUAUCAAGAACGUCAAUGGUGUGUGGUGAAGAGUAAUGUGAGGGACGAGAGUGCCUUGGCAGCUACAUUAGGUUAUGCUUGUGCUAAUGCAGAUUGUACGAGCUUAGGGGCUAAUUGUUCGUGCAUGCAUAUGGAUCUUGUAGGGCAAGUCUCGUAUGCUUUUAAUCAGUUUUUUCAAGCCAGAGAUCAGGACGUUGAGGCUUGUGAUUUCAAGGGAAUGGCAACUAUUGUGAAACAAGAUCCAUCAAAAGGGACUUGCUUUUUCCCAGUAGAAAUAGUUAGUGGUGGAGUGAUGCUUCACGCAGUACACUAUUUGGGAGGCAUUUUGGUUUGCUUCUUGUUCAUGUUCGUCACAUUGGCCUAAGGAGAAACAGAGAUAGCUAGAUGGCACAACACAUGCGAUCAAACGAACUUGGAAUAAUUUACUUAGUGUGCCAUUGUUGUUGUGCAAGUGGAUAGCAUCAAGCCAACAUAGCGGGAUAAGAUUUGUUGUUAUUGUAUGCUAGGUAUAUACAAAAGCAAGAGAUGUAUAAGCGGGUACAGAGCAGUGUCUUAGUUUAUAGUGAAAUAGCACCAAAGGAAUAAUGGUAAGGCAAUGGUAUUUUCAUAUUUUGCCCUAUUGCAGUGGUAGAUUCCCAUAAUUAAAAGCACCAAGGACAAUAUUGAGUUUCUCUGCCA
Prosopis cineraria is the source of this 1778-nucleotide messenger RNA. RefSeq names its product glucan endo-1,3-beta-glucosidase 8-like. Gene Ontology annotation, molecular function: hydrolase activity, hydrolyzing O-glycosyl compounds. The transcript has 2 exons. Gene Ontology annotation, biological process: carbohydrate metabolic process. Lineage: Eukaryota; Viridiplantae; Streptophyta; Magnoliopsida; Fabales; Fabaceae. Bases 1 to 1464 code for a protein of 487 amino acids. Gene Ontology annotation, cellular component: plasma membrane. The record is from RefSeq and is a predicted model, not a curated record.